This is a messenger RNA of Pristis pectinata (smalltooth sawfish), 3633 nucleotides long. It is a transcript of the gene fzd1, whose product is annotated as frizzled class receptor 1. The record is from RefSeq and is a predicted model, not a curated record. Gene Ontology annotation, cellular component: plasma membrane. Gene Ontology annotation, molecular function: Wnt receptor activity; Wnt-protein binding. The transcript has a single exon. The coding region runs from base 239 to 1960 and encodes 573 amino acids. Gene Ontology annotation, biological process: canonical Wnt signaling pathway; non-canonical Wnt signaling pathway. Lineage: Eukaryota; Metazoa; Chordata; Chondrichthyes; Rhinopristiformes; Pristidae.
CCAGACUGGAAGGGGCUCCUGGAAACAGGCGGCGUGGAACUGAUGGAGUGACACAAAUGGCCAGUGGAGUCGGAGCUGGGUUGCUGCUCGAGUUGAGGCUGUUUUCCUUUGGCAUCUGAAUUGCUUCAAAAUAAAAUCAUUUUCUCAAACGUAAGUUUUUGAAAGAAACAAAACUUCUGCUGUACUGAAUGCCGUAGAACAAAUUCUUGUGCCGGAGUGAAAGAAGUAGUUUGAAGAGAUGGGAAGAGCAAAGGAAAGUAUGGCUGUGUGUAAUUGUUUCCAUCUGGAUUUAUGCAAACUUGCGAGCUCUCGGUGGCUGCUUGUGCUCCAUUUGUUCCUGCAAAGUUUGGGACCCGUGCGGCCACAGGGGCAGUACAAUGGCGAAAGAGGCAUCUCGAUCCCCGACCACGGCUUCUGCCAGCCGAUCUCGAUCCCUCUGUGCACGGACAUCGCCUACAACCAAACCAUCAUGCCGAACUUGUUGGGGCACACCAAUCAGGAAGACGCCGGCCUGGAAGUUCACCAGUUUUAUCCGCUGGUGAAAGUGCAGUGUUCGCCCGAGCUGAAGUUUUUCCUCUGCUCCAUGUACGCGCCGGUGUGCACCGUGCUGGAGCAGGCGAUCCCCCCGUGCCGAUCGCUGUGCGAGAGGGCCAGGCAGGGAUGCGAAGCGCUCAUGAACAAAUUCGGUUUCCAGUGGCCUGAGAGUCUCCGAUGCGAAAACUUUCCAAUCCACGGAUCUAUCGACCUGUGCGUUGGGCAGAACAAAACAGAGAAGGGCAGCCCUACCUUAGAUCCCACACAAUCUUUACCUGACGUUGGCACCAUUCGCCCUAGGGAGUACCCGAGUCGGGACCAGUUUAUUUGCCCCCGGGUAUUGAAAGUACCCACUUACCUGAACUACCAUUUUCUGGGGGAGAAGGACUGCGGCGCUCCCUGCGAGUCCUCUAGAACUAACGGGCUGAUGUAUUUCAGCCAAGAGGAGCUGAAGUUUGCCAGGAUCUGGAUCGGCAUUUGGUCGGUGCUGUGCUGCGCUUCCACUUUAUUCACGGUGCUCACCUACCUGGUGGACAUGCAGAGGUUCAGCUACCCUGAGCGUCCCAUCAUUUUCCUGUCGGGCUGCUACACAAUGGUGGCCAUCGCCUACAUCGGCGGCUUUCUGCUGGAGGAAAAAGUGGUGUGCAACGAGAAGUUUGCCGAAGACGGCUACAAAACGGUGGCGCAGGGCACCAAGAAAGAAGGCUGCACCAUUCUCUUCAUGAUGCUGUACUUCUUCAGCAUGGCCAGCUCGAUCUGGUGGGUGAUCUUGUCGCUGACUUGGUUCCUGGCAGCUGGGAUGAAAUGGGGUCACGAAGCCAUCGAGGCCAACUCCCAGUACUUUCACCUGGCCGCCUGGGCAGUGCCGGCCAUCAAGACCAUCACCAUCCUGGCAGUGGGCCAGGUGGACGGAGACGUGUUGAGCGGGGUCUGCUUCGUGGGACUCAACAACGUGGACGCGAUGCGAGGCUUCGUGCUGGCGCCGCUCUUCGUCUACCUGUUCAUCGGCACCUCUUUCCUCUUGGCCGGCUUCGUGUCGCUCUUUCGCAUCCGGACCAUCAUGAAGCACGACGGCACCAAGACCGAGAAGCUGGAGAAACUGAUGGUGCGCAUCGGCAUCUUCAGCGUCCUCUACACCGUGCCGGCGACCAUCGUCAUCGCCUGCUACUUCUACGAGCAAGCCUUCAGGGAGCAAUGGGAGAGGAGCUGGGUCAACCAGGCCUGCAAGAGUUACGCCAUCCCUUGCCCUCGGAACCAGCAGCCGCCCAUGACGCCAGAUUUCACCGUCUACAUGAUCAAAUAUCUCAUGACACUUAUAGUGGGCAUCACCUCCGGCUUUUGGAUCUGGUCUGGUAAGACUUUACAUUCGUGGCGCAAGUUCUACACUAGACUCACAAACAGUAAGCACGGAGAGACGACGGUGUGAGUGGGAGACGCUCUUCCCUCUGCAUUUUCCUUCCCGAAAAGGGAGGCGCGAAACACGCAUACCACACACACACACACAGAGUGAAGCCCGAGUUUUCGGAUGUGACAGACUCUAUUUCAAAUACUGUAUGUUGUUGUAAAUAGCAUCUGUAAAUGUUUUUUUGUAAUUAUAUAUUUGUAUUUAAAAUAUCACCUCCAGAGGUGUUAUCUUGUUUCCCCAAUUUGUGGAGUUUUUUUUUGUUUUGUCUGAGGGGAGGUUGGGGAGGGGAGGAGGGGGGAGAAGUGCUCGGAAAUCGUCGUAACUCAACUUGUAGUCGGACGCUGAACCUGUAAAAAUGAGUCAGACUUGAAAGUUGAUCCUGGUGCCUGCCAACUCGCAUGUCUGAAUGUUGAACCUUUCGAGAGAUAAAUUGGACCUGGAGGCAAUUAGUCUUACCCCGGAAUGAAAGACUUCCCUUGGGUCCUAACGCUAACCAAGUUAUCGCUGUUAUUCUUUACACAACCUAGAAUAAUUAGAAAUUCGAGAGUGUGAGAGAGAAAGUAAGUUCAGUAAAAAAAAAGACGAAGUAAUGGCUUGGAAUUGGAAUUUACCUUUGGACACCCGGAUUACAAUAUAACAUUUCUUCCCCAACAAUAAAACCGAGACAUUAUGAUUGCUUUAUUCUUGCGUACUGAACUACCCAAAGUAAACAUCCUAAAAUACUGGCUGAAAACAUGAAGGGUACAAGAACACUUUGUUUUACAGCUUUUUAAAUUAGUUGCCAUAAUCGUAGACAAUAGCAUUUUUAUUGGCUGGUAUAUUAAGAGGGGGGAAAUCUCCCAGUGUUACGCUGAUUUGGUCCUAUUGAAAGAUCAUUCUCAGUUUGCUUUUAUUAUGAUUUGGUAUUGCUUUAACAUUUUGUUAGAAAGACAACAAAUACUGCUUUUCUAUAGCAAUGCGUAAAGAGAUUGUUCAAAAGUCUGAAACCAGGUGGAAAAGUUUGUUCUCAACAGAUAGUGAACAGCUGAACAAGCAAACGUUAACACUUCUUGGUAGUCUUUUUUUGUUUUUUUUGGCGAACAGGAGAAUGUUGAACUUCAGAAGCAUGUGGACUGAACAGAGUUUGAGCUGAGGGUAAUGUUCGGACCCAUAGGUAGUCGUUGGUGUGGGGUAGAGCAGAAUAUGGUUCAGUCAGUGUUUUAUUAGAACUAUAAAAAUCCAUUCUACUUCCAAGUGAGUGGACCUGAAAACAAAUUAUCUGUAGAAAUAUUGUGUAGUACCAAACCCAGCAUGUUUAAUCUGCUGAUUGAAAUGUGGAUUAUUUCUGUCAGAAAAUUGCAAACACUUUUUUUUCCAUUGUACUAUAUUACAAGCAUUUUAGUACAAACAUUUUAAAGGCACCAUAACUGCACACAGGCAUUUUUUUAUUGUGUACUGUAUUUUCAAAUAAUUUGCAUGAUUGUUAUCAAAUAAUUGUUAGGAGUCUGUAGCCAUAACGACGUACAAGCCUGUACUCAUGGUUCAAAUUCAUUAUUGGCUUAAGUCCCUGAUGAGCAAAAAAAAUGUCUGAACUUGGUAUUCAUUUAUUCUUGUUCACCAUUACAGAAUCCUUUAUAUUUAUAGAGUAAUAGAAAGUUUAUAUAUUCCAUAUUUUUAAUUUCUCUGAAAUAAAACUUCCAACUUUUUGUACAAAA